UCAGAACAUGUCUAACUGGACAAGUCUGUGGUAUGUCUGGUUAAUCUUGCUGUCUGUGUUCCUGCUCCUGCUCUGUGGGAUCACAGCAAGCUGCAUCAAAUGCUGCUGCCGGAAGAAGAGGCUUCGAGUUGAGACCUUCCCUAGGCACCCUUAUGAUUUGACAGUUCCUGCUAUUGACAGUGACAGCACUGCCCAUAGCACAGUGACCUCAUAUAGCUCAUUGCAGUACCCUCUAAGUGCCCCUAUUCCUUCGAUAUUUAUGGAUAUGGAUAAGAACACUCUGUCCCCUCCAGCUUACAGUCUCUAUGCAAUGGACUUGCCACCUUCUUAUGAUGAAGCUGUCCAAACGGGUAAACAAUACAUUGAAGUAGCACAGAUAAGCCAGAAACUCAAUGACAUCCCUGGACAGAUGACACCAGGUGGGCUGAGUCCCAUCCAGUAUUCACCUGAUACAAUCAACGGAGAUCCAGCAACACAGACAAAUUCAGAAAAUUCAGAAGAUGCAACACAGGAACAGCCACGGCUCUGA
Molecule: messenger RNA, 529 nt
Organism: Haliaeetus leucocephalus (bald eagle)
Lineage: Eukaryota; Metazoa; Chordata; Aves; Accipitriformes; Accipitridae
Gene: TMEM52
Product: transmembrane protein 52
Exons: 3
Coding region: 8-529 (173 amino acids)
Source: RefSeq, a predicted model, not a curated record